Messenger RNA from Cinara cedri, 2171 nucleotides. The record is from the annotation of a GenBank genome assembly. Lineage: Eukaryota; Metazoa; Arthropoda; Insecta; Hemiptera; Aphididae.
ACGAGAAUGGUCGAGAUAUUUGAUUACAACGUUUAAAUCGUUUGUAAGGAAAUACAAAUCUAUUUGUUUUCUUCUCUCAUAGUUUCAUAUGGGUAAAUAAGUUUUCAUUUAAUUCAAACAUUCUAUCCAUUUGAUCAUUGGUCUGUUAAACGAAACUUUAGUAAGUUGCAUUAUGUUGUAAUCAUACUGUUACUGUAUUGUUGUAAUGCUGUUUACUUAAUCAAAUUUAUUUAUACAGAAAAUUACCUAUCAUAUUCGUUUGAUCUACGCAUAAUUAACGUACUUAAUAUGAACCCAAACAAAAAAGACAGAUGCCACGAAACAAGUAUACAUUGGUUUAGAAAAGGUAUGCGUCUGCACGAUAAUCCAGCGUUUAAAUUAUCGUACGAAUUAAAAACUUGUUGUGGUGAGUAUUAUAAGCUCAGACCUAUUUAUAUAUUGGAUCCAUAUUUUCGUAAAUACAUACGUGCAGGCAUGAACCGUUGGAGGUUUUUGCAACAGAGUUUAGUGGAUUUGGAUUUAACACUUAGAAAAUUAGGUACACGGUUGUAUGUUAUCAGAGGAUUGCCAGAAGACGUCUUUCCAGAUUUGUUCAAAAAAUGGAAUGUAAAAUUAUUAACAUUCGAGUUGGACACAGAACCAUAUGCACGCAAACGAGAUGAGCAAAUUGAAACAUUAGCUAGACAGCAUGGAGUCAAAGUUGAUCAAAAAGUUUCACAUACUAUGUACAAUACCGAACUAGUAGUCAGAGCAAAUAGAGGUAGCGUUCCAAUGACUUAUCAAAAAUUUUUGUCUGUUAUUAACUCAAUGCCAGAUCCUCGUCAACCAAUACCUGCACCAGAUAAAUUACCCUCAGAGUGUCUAUUUGAUGAUGAUUUAAACAAUUGUGAAUAUGAUGUACCUACUUUAAAUGAGUUGUUAACAUUAAAGGGAUUUGACCCAGUAGAUCUUAAACCAUGUCUAUACCCCGGAGGAGAAAAAGAAGCUCUCAAACGUUUAGAAGAGUACAUGGAAAAAAAAUCAUGGGUGUGCAAAUUUGAAAAACCAGAUACAUCACCUAACAGUCUGAAACCCAGUACUACUGUACUAAGUCCAUAUAUGAAAUUUGGUUGUUUGUCGGCUAGUCAUUUUUAUUACAGGUUAAAAGAAGUUAUUGGUAAUAGCCCUCACACAAAACCUCCUGUAUCCCUAAUCGGUCAGUUGUAUUGGAGAGAGUUUUAUUACACUGUUGGUGCUGCAACUCCAAAUUUUGAUAAAAUGGUCGGCAACCCAAUUUGUUGUCAAGUACCGUGGGAUGAUAAUCCUGUUGCGUUGGAAGCCUGGACCAAUGGUAAGACUGGAUAUCCAUUUAUUGAUGCCAUUAUGAGGCAAUUAAGAGAUGAAGGUUGGAUACACCACUUGGCCAGACAUUCUGUCGCAUGUUUUUUAACUAGAGGAGAUUUGUGGAUAUCUUGGGAAAAAGGAUUGGCUGUAUUUGAAGAAUUAUUACUUGAUGCUGAUUGGUCAAUGAAUGCUGGAAAUUGGAUGUGGUUGUCAGCAUCUGCAUUUUUCCAUCAAUUUUUUAGAGUCUACAGUCCAGUUGUAUUUGGUAAAAAAACUGACAAGAGCGGUGAUUACAUUAGAAAAUAUAUCCCAGAACUGGCCAAGUAUCCAGAUCAGUACAUUUAUGAACCGUGGUUAGCUCCUAAAUCUAUUCAAGAGAGAGCUGGAUGUGUGGUUGGAAUCCAUUAUCCUAAACGAGUGGUAAUACAUGAAGAUGUUUACAAAAUUAAUAUUAACAAAAUGUCAUUGGCUUAUAAAACUACUAAAGCCGAUAAAUGUGGAAGUAGUACAAAAUCUAAAAAUGCGCCAUCGUCUUCUAAUGAAAAAAAUGUAAAAAAGGCUAAACAUAAAUAGAUAACUAUUAUGUUGGAAACCUACCUAUUUAUUUAAUUUGUUAUGGAUAUGUUAUUUUAAGUGAUAUUAAUAGUAAAAUUAAUUUAUAAAAAAAUUAUUACACAUUUUUAUAUUCAUUGCUUAUACACAUAUUAAUUAUAUAUUUGUGAAGGUGAUCUUCUUUUUAAAUUGUUACACCAUUAUAUUAUGUUGUUUGUAUUAACAUAGAAUAGGUAUUAAGUAUUUAAAAUUGCAUAUAUUGUAUUGUUAUUUUUCCACGCACAAGUAUUAUUAUG